Molecule: messenger RNA, 759 nt
Organism: Dioscorea cayenensis subsp. rotundata (Guinea yam)
Lineage: Eukaryota; Viridiplantae; Streptophyta; Magnoliopsida; Dioscoreales; Dioscoreaceae
Product: E3 ubiquitin-protein ligase XBAT33-like
Exons: 5
Coding region: 1-759 (252 amino acids)
Molecular function (GO): protein binding
Source: RefSeq, a predicted model, not a curated record
AUGGAGAACUUGUUGGAGUGCUCGGCCUCCGGGGAGAGGCUGGUGUCGGCGGUGAGAGAUGGGGACCUGAUUGAGGCCCGGAUGCUUCUCGAGUUCAACCCAAGCCUUGCCAAGUACUCCACUUUCGGUGGCCUUAAUUCCCCUCUCCAUUUCGCUACUGCGAAGGGCCAUUCUGAGACUGCGUUGAUGCAAGCUUGCCGAUAUGGGCAUUGGGAGGUAGUUCAGACUCUACUGCUCUACAGAAGUAAUGUAAUGAGAGCAGAUUAUCUGAGUGGUAGAACAGCUCUGCACUUUGCUGUAGUGGAAGGGCACAUUCGAUGCAUUUGGCUAUUGGUUGCAGAUUUCAUUCCUAGUGCGCCAUUUGACUCGGCUGCAGAUGGCGACAAAGGUGUUGUCCAGAGAACCAACCCUGAUUCCUCUGCGCUAGUAAGAUUUAUCAAUAAGGUUGCUGAUGGUGGCACUACGACCCUCCAUAUGGCUGCAUUGAAUGGGUACUUCGAUUGUAUGCAACUCCUACUUGAUCUACAUGCUGAUGACUUAGUGGUGACCUUCCAUUAUGGCUCUAGCUUGCCGUUCUGCGGUGUGGGCGCUUUGGUGCAUCACGCUGAAGGUGUUGUCGUUCAUUCAUGUGCACGCAUGCAACAUCUUGAUGUGGACGUGUGCAUGCUUAUCGCUCUCAUAAAUAUGUACUCCAAGUGUGGCUGUGUUGAUCAAGCUGUUGAAGUCUUUUGUUCCAUCGAAUGGAGAUGGAGACUAUAG